This is a messenger RNA of Myripristis murdjan (pinecone soldierfish), 1596 nucleotides long. RefSeq names its product Golgi apparatus membrane protein TVP23 homolog B-like. NCBI's taxonomy places the organism in Eukaryota, Metazoa, Chordata, Actinopteri, Holocentriformes, Holocentridae. Gene Ontology annotation, biological process: protein secretion; vesicle-mediated transport. The transcript has 7 exons. The record is from RefSeq and is a predicted model, not a curated record. Bases 75 to 680 code for a protein of 201 amino acids. Gene Ontology annotation, cellular component: Golgi membrane.
CAACUCCAUGGGGUCCUUAGCACACGUUUUUGUUUACAACCACGUCACCAGGAAAUGCAUUCAGAAGUGUCAAAAUGUUGAGACAGGACUCCCAGGACACCGAAGCCCCUCUGUUUGGUGAGGAUCCUGACCCAACAGGCCACAGAAAAAACAAAAUCAGCAGGCAUCCUAUGGCCACAUUCUUCCACCUGUUCUUCCGCACAUGUGCCAUCCUGGUCUACUUGCUGUGUGACAUCUUCAGCAGCAGUUUCAUUGCGUGUAUGGUCACCAUCAUUUUGCUGCUGUCUUGUGACUUCUGGACAGUCAAGAAUGUGUCUGGCAGAUUGCUGGUGGGCCUCAGAUGGUGGAAUCAAGUGGAUGAAGAUGGCAAGAGUCGCUGGGUGUUUGAAUCAAGAAAGGUGCAAAGUCGAAAAGCUGCCUCUGCUGCUGAAUCCCGAGUCUUCUGGCUUGGCCUCAUUGUCUGCCCAAUGUUCUGGGUCAUUUUCGUGUUCAGCACUAUCUUCUCUUUGAGGAUUAAGUGGCUGGGUGUGGUAAUUAUGGGAUUGGUUUUACAAUGGGCCAACCUGUAUGGCUAUGUCAAAUGCAAGAUGGGUGGAAAGAACAACCUAAGAGACGUGGCAAGGACCUAUCUUGGUGUCCAGAUUUUUAAACAGGCAAUAGGAAAAGCAGAAGGACCUUAGAGUUAAAGAUGAAGAAUGAGGACCAUCUGCAAUGUGAGAUGGAGUGGAAUGACAGGCACACAUGCUUACUUAGUUGCUUACUAAGUAACUUUGUUCAGUUGAACAGGUGGCUGAUAUGUCUUUUCUGAGGGUAUUAUGGGCAUUAGUAAAUAUUCUUUUAUUUUGGUUAAUAUUGUUUGUGUAUUUCCUGUUAUUUUUCCUGUCAGAUCAAUAAUUGCUAAAUUAAUUGCCACGUCUUUUUAAAAAAAUAUUCUAGGAAAAUUUUAUUAUAUAAUUUUUGAGAUUUCAUUGCACACAGCUGCUUUGUCUGGUGGAUGCCAUUAGUGUUGGUGCAUGGUGCAGGUCAAGGGAUAUUUUUAUUAAUUCAACACUGGCAGUCUUACUGGUUUGUUAAUGGUCUUUAAGCUUGUUGAAUAAUUAUGUAACUAGAAGCAACAUCCAAACCCCUGAUGAAGAAAAACAUAGAACUAAAGUUGCAAAGGAAUGGAUCUGAGGUCACAUUGCAACGGGUGAGAGAAGGUGAGCAAAUGACCAGUUUUAGUCUUGUCUGUCAGCUCGGGAAGCUUGGCUCAAUGCCCAGUAGCCUACAGUGUUGAUAUCUGCCUGGGGAGGAGCAUGAUUUCAGGCUUUUUACAGUUGUGUCAGUUUGGCAUAGAUUCAAAAAGCAGCUUUUCAGUAAAAGUCUUGCAUUUUACUGUAACUACCAACACAUAAUCUUUUUCCACCAAAUUACUGAGAAAAGUGAUCAGUGUGGUUUUCCCUCAAAAAGCCAAAUUUACCUGAAAACUGUGAUGGUUUUUAAUAAGUUUUAAUGUCUGUGUCUUUUUUGUCAUAUUGUGUCUUUUGUUUUUGGUCAGUGGUGUCAAACAGGUUUCCCCUGUGGGGAUUAAUAAAGUUCAGUCCUAUCUUUUCCUAA